This is a messenger RNA of Pyrus x bretschneideri (Chinese white pear), 1333 nucleotides long. RefSeq lists its product as uncharacterized. Bases 321 to 638 code for a protein of 105 amino acids. The record is from RefSeq and is a predicted model, not a curated record. The transcript has 2 exons. Lineage: Eukaryota; Viridiplantae; Streptophyta; Magnoliopsida; Rosales; Rosaceae.
UUGGAUCGGUUUACGGCAAUAGAGGGAGGAAGAAUGAGAAAGAUGACGGUUUGGGGCGGGAGAAUGAGUGAAUGCGAAUGAGAUGGAGGGGGUUGGGGAGCAGGUAAGAUCAACUCCACCAGAGGCUAUAACCUGGUGGACAGGCGACCCAAAAAAACCCAAUAGCCUCCCUUCCUUGCUCCAGCCAAUGCGGAUUGGGCUCGGGGAAGCCUAGUGGACAGGCCAGGCUGGAAUAAACAGCCCAAGAGCCUGAGGACCAGCUAAUGCCAGGCUGACGUCAAGGUGACGUCAACCACGAACUGUAGAAAGAUCGGGAAAAAAUGGCUUUAGGUUACGGCCCCAACGACGCAGCCUGCUUCAGGUUCUUGCUCAUUUUGUUGGUGACAUAUGGCCUCAUGGCGGCGUUGGUUCACUCCAUACUCACCAUGCACUUCAUCAAGCCUCUUGAGAUCGACGCCCCUGAUCGUUUCUCGAAAGCCAGAGCUUUCAAGCACGUUCGAGUCUUGACCCAAGAGAUCGACGGUCGCCAGUUUCCUAAUUUGUUGAUAAGAAGGGCGUCCUGGCUUGACAGAAGCUGCUCGAUACAUUACAGGGCAAUUGGAAAUGAUAAAAUUAUUUUGUAUUAUUUUAUAAAAUAAAAAAUAUUAAUAUAUUAUUGCAUAUUGCCAUGACUAUUCAGUUUAUAGGUGGAGAUGCAAAAAGAAAUUACUAUUCAUUAAAGGCAAUUACGGUUCACUAGAGGAGAUUGAAUAGGAAGUUGCCCUAGAGGGCCUUUGUCACACUGGAGUUGCUCUAAUAGUAGGAGGACUAAAUUUAGAAACUAAAUUUACAAACUAGAUUAUUUGUCACCAAUAAGAAUAAGCAUAUUUAUCAAUGUGUAAGGAAUAAGCCAAUCAUCAACUUUCAUGUUCUUUAGUUUUCAAAAUUUUAUCUACAAAUUUAAUCUUCUUAGCAUAGAGCAAGGCUUUCGUUGCUAUCGUAUUACAAAUUUACAAGUUUCUGCACCAUUUGGGGCCCCUUGGGUUUGACAGACCAAGCCACGCAUGAAAUUAAAGAUCCAAAAUACUUGGGUCUAACUUCUCUCACAUUGCACCAUGAAGUUUUGAAAUUAUAUCAAUUUAUUGGGUGCGGCUUUCAUGGUCCUUACCAUUUUAUUGUUCAGGUAUUUUCUAAAUGAAUUUAGCAUUUUUUUUUUUUUUUUUUUUGAAAAAAAAAAUUCCAUUCCAUUAAGAAAAGACAAAGGUUGUGAUUGGGCCAGCAUAUAUUAGCCGGCCAACACAAAGGAUUGCAAGCAACCCAAAAAAAUUAGGAAACCCCAAGUACAAAAUAAGCC